AUGUUGCCUCAACCCCUGCAUCCAGAACUUUUCGGCCCUGCCCCUGCCACCUACCAUUUUUCUGCUCCACGCUUUGUCCCGGUGCUACCUCAGCCCCCAGAGCUUGCCACCGUCAUCCGUCACCUUGCUGACUAUAGGUUUGGUGCCCAUGAUGGCGGUCUACUGAUCAAGCACUGCCAGAACGGCACCGUCUUCACCGAGCACGACAUAAGAGAAACAGAAUUGACACUUGGAGCGCACCGCCCGCUGUGCCCUGAGAGAGGUAUGCCCAUAGUCCCACCGUUCCCGUCCGUGGAACGCAAUCUCAAAUGGUUCGGUGCAAUGCUCUCCAAAGAAGGCGGUGACGGUGGCUUGUCCUACAUCUAUAUUUUGGGUACCAAGGACUCGGGGAAGUGCCUAGUGCGUGUGUAUGCAUUGCAGGAUGGUGUUUGGUGCCUGCAUACCGCAGCCACAUGCCAGCGCCGUCGUAUCCAUUGGGAACCAAAAGCUGUGCUUGUUAACAACAAAAUCUAUAUACCAUCCGUUGGUGAUGAGAUUGUUGUCUUGGAUUUGACGACCUCAAGUUUCUCCAUAAUUCAGCUCCCACAAGGAGUAAGCUAUAACUAUUUUAGAACCAUGUUGUCACCGGCCGAUGAUGCUUCUGGUGUAUAUCUCAUCCAUGUCGACGGAUUUCAACUUCGGCUCUGGCUCUCAAAGUGGGACAACUGGUUGUUGGUCGAUACCUUUUAUUUGAGGAUGUUAGAUCACACGCUUGAGGAUGAGCAUAAUGCAAAUGUCCAGAUAAGCCAGGUUGGAAACAAUGCUGAGUUUGUUUUCUUGAGGAUGCGUGGAUGCACACUCUAUCUGGACGUCACGAGCAAGACACUGCAUAAAGUGCAUCAGGACACAGAAAAUGAUCAACAUUUCAGUUAUGCCAAGCCUUUUAUGAUGAUUUGGCCGCCCAUAUUUCCUGUGCUCAAGGAUGAUCCAGCAAGGUUUGCCUUUUAUGAUGAUCAUCUAUAUAUUGCUCUUGUUGAGAUCAUGAUUUUUUUCUUCUUUUAG
Messenger RNA from Triticum turgidum subsp. durum (durum wheat), 1041 nucleotides. The record is from the annotation of a GenBank genome assembly. Lineage: Eukaryota; Viridiplantae; Streptophyta; Magnoliopsida; Poales; Poaceae.